AUGGCUACAAAUAAAAAGUAUCAAAACAUAAGUAUUCAACCACCGAAAAUUCCACGGACUUCUAAAACCAUAUAUGAGUUGCCCAGACAAAACUUAACCGAAUCUGAUCUCGUCAAAAAAUCGACUUCCGACAGAACUAAACGCCGUGUGGCACACAAGGCGUGGUUUCCCCGGCCAGUAAUCACUAAGCCUGUGGUGCCGGUGGUUCCUCAGCGGAAACCAAAAAAAAACCAUGUCUUAAAGAAGGGAUUUUUCUCACGUGUACAGCCCUGCAGAGUAAGGCAAAUUAAUGAGACGGUUGCUUUGGAUUCUGCAAGAACCCAACAUGGCCAGUCGACAAGUUCUGGAGUUGACGAAAGGGUUAAAGCUGACAAAAGAAAGUUGAGAGACUUAGAUUGUGAUGAAGUGACCAAAAAGAAGCAAAAAAAAAAUAAUGCUGACAAGGCAAUAAAUAAAGACGUAAAAGAAGGAAAAAAAUCACACAAACGUAAAGUCAUGUUCUCCGAAACAUCUGCUGGAAAAGCUGAUUUAAAAAUAAGAAAAAAGCAUAUUAAAAAUUAA
Myzus persicae (green peach aphid) is the source of this 561-nucleotide messenger RNA. RefSeq lists its product as uncharacterized. The record is from RefSeq and is a predicted model, not a curated record. The transcript has 6 exons. The coding region runs from base 1 to 561 and encodes 186 amino acids. Lineage: Eukaryota; Metazoa; Arthropoda; Insecta; Hemiptera; Aphididae.